GCCAUUGAUCCUUGACGGGAACUCACCCAUUCACAUUCACGUCUGCAUUCACAAUCACAAAUUCAUCAUCCUGCAUUGCUUCCUGCUCGUUGUUGAGUUUGAUCAGUCUGGGGUUACUCCGAUUUAAGGCGCACAUUUGAUAUCGCGUACUCAGGUAUAAUUACUGCGAUUUUGGCGGGCAUCUCCAAUCAAUUUUCUUCGAUAACCUUUCUUUCCACUUUCCCUCCGUGUCCCGUCGCGAACAAGAUCAAAGCUUCUUCACCACACCGGACACUCCUUCCUUCAACGCUCAACGCGCAACAUCUACAUCAAGAAGGCGUGGAUCGUGUUAAGUGUUUUUCAUAAUUACAGUUUCUCCGAAAUCUUCUUAACGCACCCUUUAGAUUUAUUCAAUCUAAUAUUCCAUCCGACAAUCCUCUAUCCGCAUCCUUUCUAGCGCCUUGUCAUUGAGCCAGUUUCUAUCGCAAUGCCUGCCUCGCGACACUUGCCCGCAAAGGUCAAUCCUUUGAUGACCUCGGAGAUUCCAUCUUAUGACACCUUAGUCGCCAGAAGAAGACUGGGUCAGACAGAUCUUGCUGUGAAGACAGGUCAACUCAACAAAUCAAACUCUACCCAGCCCAAGAACUUGGGGACUUUCGAUUAUGCACACUUACGUGCUCCGCUGCCCAAAGGUAUCCACAGCGGCAUUUUCAAGCCUUCACCCGCCUCGUAUUUUUUGAUGCGCCGUAGCAAUGAUGGCUUCAUCAGCGCGACCGGAAUGUUCAAGGCUACCUUCCCCUACUCGGAGACUGCGGAAGAAGAGAUGGAACGCCGAUAUAUCAAGAGCCUCCCAACAACCUCUAUAGAUGAGACCGCAGGGAAUGUUUGGAUCCCACCCCAUCAUGCGCUUGAGCUUGCAGAGGAAUACCAGAUCUUGCCUUGGAUUAAAGCUCUGCUUGACAAUGCGCCAAUUGAAGUGAACCCAACUAAAGACCAGACACCUAAAUCUAUUGCGCCCCCUCCAAAGUUUGACUUUAAAGAUCUCGCUCCAAUUCCCGCACCAAAGCUACAAUUAGACGAGGCCCCUCAAAUCUCCCCUCCUGAGGCCCUAGCUGCACUAACUACCAAAAGUGGCCGCCCUCGUCGAUCCGCGUCACCCAGCAAGUAUGCAACUUCAUCCCCACGCAAGAUCGCAAGGGCACGCAAACCAAGUGCCAGACUAGCAAGUUUGGAACCUGUUGCGGCUGCUACCAAUAAUGUACUUGAACAAGUCCUGGAAAAUGGCGUAGUUGAGGCCGAGGAAAAGGGGGAUUCUACAGAGUCCACAACUUCCCAACCAAUUCAGGAGCAAGUCGAGGAGCAAGUUGAGGAGCAAGUCGAGGAGCAAGUUAAGGAAAUCAAGGAAGUUAAGGCGCAGAUUGAGGAACCAACCACAGAGGAAUCAAGCGAAGAAACCUCGGAGCCAAAGGUCAAAGUCAAGGUUGAUACUGAUGUUGAAGUUAAUGGCGAUGUCGAAACCACCCACACUCACGUUCAGGUUGAGAUGCCAGCUGGUACACCAGAUCUCCCUCUCCCAGAAGAUACGGAGGCUAUGAUCGCCAAAGCGAAAGAAAUGGUAGAGGCUGCUGUCAAGCAAGACGCAGGAAUACCAACUCGCUCGAAGAGAAAGGCGGAAGAGUACGAGGAAGAUGAGGAAGAGGAAGAAACUCUGGAGGUGGGCACAGCUAAGAAGGUUAAGGUGGCUGCCGAUUUGAAGAAGGAGAGAGUUAAGACUCGGGCUUUGAUCGGUCUGAGUGCAACUUUGGCAAUUGGUGCAAUGAUUCCAUAUGUAUUUGGCGCAUUUUAAAGUGAUCACGCUGGACAUGGGUUGUAUAUUGUUAUGUUUUCUGUUUCAUCUCCUGUUUAUUAGUCGAGGGGCGUUCAUGGCAGGGACACUGGAUUUUCGGAUGACCUUGAAGACCUGCGGAAACUUUUGCUGGAUCACUACCAAGUAAAAAGAACAUUUUUCAAAGUAGAUAUUACAGCACUGGAAGCCACGACGACUUUUUGGGAGCAAACGCGGUGUCGUUUCUUCCUCAUACCAUCAUUGUGUUCUGAUAGGCAAAAUCAAAUUAAUUUGACCAUGGGUUUCA
This is a messenger RNA of Botrytis cinerea B05.10, 2111 nucleotides long. RefSeq lists its product as hypothetical. The record is from RefSeq and is a predicted model, not a curated record. Gene Ontology annotation, molecular function: DNA binding. The transcript is spliced from 4 exons. Gene Ontology annotation, cellular component: nuclear membrane complex Bqt3-Bqt4. Gene Ontology annotation, biological process: mitotic telomere tethering at nuclear periphery; meiotic attachment of telomere to nuclear envelope. The coding region runs from base 467 to 1825 and encodes 452 amino acids. Lineage: Eukaryota; Fungi; Ascomycota; Leotiomycetes; Helotiales; Sclerotiniaceae.